This is a messenger RNA of Tetranychus urticae (two-spotted spider mite), 1443 nucleotides long. Its product is annotated as early estrogen-induced gene 1 protein. NCBI's taxonomy places the organism in Eukaryota, Metazoa, Arthropoda, Arachnida, Trombidiformes, Tetranychidae. The record is from RefSeq and is a predicted model, not a curated record.
UUUAAAAAUCAGGACAAAUGACCGUAAUUACUAAUUAUAGUCAUUCAAUACAGUUUGGUUAAUUUAUCUAUCUCUCUAUUGUCGUUUCAGCUCAUUCGGAAUCUCAUCGUUUCAAUGUUUACAGAAUUACAAAAAUUGUUUGUUAACCGGAAUUUAAAGUGACUAUUUAAUGUUAAAAGACCGCUUCAUUUACCGUAAAAAUGUCUUAUAAAUAGACUCUACUGUUAUUUUAACGAAUUUUGCUGUUUAAAUUGAAUAACUCUGUUAACAGACUGUUAUUUGUUUUUAUUUUUAAGGUUUUAUGUUUACCUACAUCACCAAGCUCAUUAACCUGUUAAUUUUUUUUAUAUCUGCUGCUUCUUCUUCUGUCAUCAUUUUUAUCCUUACCGUUUUCAAUAUUUCUGUUGAUGUUAAGAUCAGUGUUUUUCAAAUAGUUUAUGAUGACAUUUUUGAUGAGAAAAAAGAAGUACAAAUUCGUUGUCUCAUUGACUUUAGAAGAAUUGAGCUCAGUGCCAUUUGUUAGUGGACAAAUGUUCAUUAAAUGUCGUCUUCUCGAUGGAGGCUCGUUCCGUUUUAUAUCUCCUAGAGAAGAGGUAAAAGAUCAUCAAGUUAAAUGGAGAUGUAGCUCUAGUUUCAUUUGUAAAAUGAGUGCUAACCCGUCUAAUGGUGUUCUUGACUCGACUAUUCUUAGAUUAUCCGUACGUAAGGAAGUUAAAGGAGGUCGCUCAUCUCAAAAGCUAGGCUUUGUCGAACUGGAUCUAGCAGAAUUCGCAGGCUCUGGGCAAAUAACCAAAAGAUAUUUAUUGGAAGGUUAUGACAACAAAAAUUAUAGGCAAGAUAAUUCAACACUCAAGGUGACCAUAGGAAUGACCCUACUCUUUGGCGAUCCGCUAUUUAAAAGACCAUCUUCCAAUAUUCCGAUUCAUCCUCCACCUCAAAAUAAUUCAUUAUCCGAUUUAUCAACAGCUUUAGUUGGUAGAGAGGGUAAAACAAGCAACCUGGAUGGUGAUGGCUCAUCAUCUUUAGCCGACGGGUGUCCUAAUAGUGCCAUUGAUGAUGAAAAAACAACUCAAUUGAAACUUGAUAUUAGAGACAUACCAGCAGAUAAUGGUUGUUACUCAACUCGUAUAGAUUCUGUUCAAUUAAUUAAUCAAUUAGUCGAAGAAACAAAUCUGGAAAAAUUUGAUAAUACAAAUGAUGAUCAAGAAGUUGGUUUAGAAUUAAUUGUCACCAAAGACGGGACCACCUCGCUUGCUUGUAAAAGCAAUUUGAAAUCAUCUUAAUGAAAAACCUGAGUGAUUCUUGAAUGUUUGUAUUUAAAUGUUAAUUGCUGUUAACAAUAAGUUAUUUAUAUUUGACUAUAAAUCAUGAGAAAAAUUGAUUUGUAAAUAAUAUUUGUGAAAUAAAAUCAAAGGUAAACAAUUAAAAUUGAACAAAAUGUAA